UUUCUUCUUGGGUUGAGCUCGGGUUUGCUGCGAUUCGAAGUUGAUUUCGGGGUACUCAUCGAAUUGCUUCCGAAAGUUCGAAAUUUUUUAAAGAAGAGGCUUAUUUGCAGGUUUGUGGAUGGAGGCCUUCGUUCCAGCAUGGGAAGCACCGAGAAUCCGGCUUCGACAAAGCAAGAUUUUGAGGAGACACUCCCUUCACUGAUCCAAGUUAUAUCUACCGAUGGAAUUAGUGGCUUUGACAACAUCGAAGCGAACAAUAACCCGCUUGUCUGCCCACCCGCUCAAGACAUUGAAGCAGCUUCCUCUGAUAAUGGAUCUGUUGUAAUGAGUUGCGAGAGAAUGCAGUCCAUUUCAAUCAGCAUGCCGCCGUCUCCAGUGGAAGCGCACCUGCUCAACGCGAAGAGGGUUCUCUUCAGCGAUCACGGCGAUACGAUAAUCACAAAUGGAAACCCAGAUACCACUGCCCCUUCGAACCUGGACUCCAAGCAGACAAAGUUCUAUUCGCAGCCAAUGCCAACAGGAUCGGCAUAUAGAGAGGCAGUCAACGGCAGGAAUUUCCCCAAACAUCCCAGCAUCGCGAAGGACAAAAGGUACGAUUCGUUCAAGACGUGGUCGGGGAAGCUCGAGAGACAGCUGUCCAAUUUACGCGGGAAGCCGCGCGGAGAUCCGAGUGAGGAUGGAACAGCACCGAAGGCGGAAAUUGAAACUUUGCCUGUGGACAGAUACUUUGAUGCCUUGGAAGGGCCAGAACUGGACACUCUCAGGGCUUCAGAGGAAAUAGUCCUUCCGGACGACAAGCGUUGGCCGUUCCUUCUCCGGUGCCCCAUCUCUUCAUUCGGUAUCUGUCUUGGAGUCAGCAGCCAGGCAAUCAUGUGGAAAACUCUGGCCACCUCCGAGUCCAUGAAAUUCCUCCACAUAGACCCCAGAAUCAAUCUCGUCCUGUGGUGCAUAUCCGUCGCUCUCGUCGCGGUUGUCUCUUCCAUAUACCUGCUCAAAUUGAUCUUCUACUUUGAAGCAGUCCGCCGUGAGUAUUACCACCCAAUUCGUGUCAAUUUCUUCUUCGCCCCGUGGAUCGCACUCUUGUUCUUGGUUCAAGGCGUUCCGCCUUCAGUAGCCACCAAUCUGCAUGCGUCUCUUUGGUACGUCCUAAUGACGCCUAUUUUCUGUCUGGAGCUCAAGAUUUAUGGACAGUGGAUGUCGGGAGGCCAAAGGAGGCUCUCGAAAGUCGCUAAUCCUUCGAACCAUCUCUCGAUUGUCGGGAACUUUGUGGGGGCAUUUGGGGCGUCUAUGGGGCUAAAAGAGGGUCCUCUAUUUUUCUUCGCCGUGGGGUUAGCUCAUUACACAGUUCUAUUUGUGACACUAUACCAAAGACUGCCAACAAAUGAGACACUCCCAAAAGAGCUCCACCCGGUGUUCUUUCUCUUCGUGGCUGCUCCAAGUGUGGCUUCGAUGGCGUGGGCAAAAAUACAAGGAUCGUUCGACUACGGUUCCAGGAUCGCCUACUUCAUAGCUUUAUUCCUCUACUUCUCUCUGGCAGUUCGAGUCAACUUUUUCCGAGGUUUCAGGUUCUCGCUGGCAUGGUGGGCAUACACUUUCCCAAUGACCGGUGCUGCCAUCGCGACCAUGAGGUAUGCGAAUGAAGUGACAAACGUGGUGACACAAGCUCUCGCAGUCACACUCUCUUCCAUCUCCAUGCUCACUGUGACGGCUUUGCUCGUCACCACAAUCUUGCAUGCCUUUGUGCUUCGCGACCUUUUCCCCAAUGACAUUGCCAUUGCUAUCAGUGAGAGGAGGCCAAAACCACACAAGAAGUGGUUUCAUUUAAGGCACGGAAGCUCGGACACCAAAGAAAUUGAGAACUACUUAAAAUUUGCUUGCUCCGAGAGCAAGGACAUCGACGAGAGCAAGGACAUCGAAGCAUCUUUAGGACAUCCCAGCUCUGAUACCGACAGAGAGUGUAAGCUACCAGUGUGAGCGGGGACAACAUCACAAAUGAUCUUAAAUGCAGAUGCCCAAAACCAUGUAGAUGCUACAGUAGCCAAAUUUUCUAGAUCAACGCAUGUGAGGAAUGUGAGUUCAGAUUCCAAUGAACAUGUGUAUCGUGGGGGAUUCGGGGUUUAAUUUGCUAAGAACAUGAGCCUAAAUGAGUUGUAAAAUGGCCGUUUGUUAAGUCGUAUAUCAGUGAAGAAAAUGAUCUGUUGUCUCUUGAGAAAGAAUAUAAUAAAUAAAUGGUCUUCACAUA
This is a messenger RNA of Eucalyptus grandis, 2242 nucleotides long. RefSeq names its product S-type anion channel SLAH2. Gene Ontology annotation, cellular component: membrane. The record is from RefSeq and is a predicted model, not a curated record. Gene Ontology annotation, molecular function: voltage-gated monoatomic anion channel activity. Lineage: Eukaryota; Viridiplantae; Streptophyta; Magnoliopsida; Myrtales; Myrtaceae. Gene Ontology annotation, biological process: transmembrane transport; intracellular monoatomic ion homeostasis.